Molecule: messenger RNA, 828 nt
Organism: Spodoptera littoralis (African cotton leafworm)
Lineage: Eukaryota; Metazoa; Arthropoda; Insecta; Lepidoptera; Noctuidae
Source: the annotation of a GenBank genome assembly
AUGUGUAUCCUAUUCAUAUACAAUGGCAACAACGAUUCAAAGAGCGACUACAGUUUGAUUCUAGCGUCGAAUAGAGACGAGUGUUAUGACAGGCCCUCGCAAAAUAUGGGUCCCUGGUUUGAGGACCCUAGUGUGUUUGGAGGUCGCGAUUUAGAAGUGGAAGAGGGAGGUACCUGGCUAGCAUUGUCACCUUUACGUAAAAAACUAGGUGUUCUCCUUAAUUUGCCAAGUGCUAAGAAGCCAGACGCUAAGAGUAGAGGCAAAAUCGUCGCGGACUUUGUAAAGAAUGAUAAACCGAUCAAAACCUACGUUGAACAAAUGAAAUCAUACGCUCACAAUUGCAAUGAAUUCGUUUUCGUAAGCAUUGAAUUUAAGAAUUUAUUCCCCAUAAUAUCUACAUACAACAACGCGAAUGAUGAGCUAGUCACCCAUAGGGACGCGUUCCUGGGAUUCAGUAACAAUCUACCACAGAAACCGCUGAAGAAGGCGGAGGCUGGUAGGAAUAAGCUGCAGCAGAUUGUCACGACUUUCAACAAAGUUUCUACGCAGGAUGAACUCAUUGAUAGACUGAUUGACCUUCUGAAGUGGGAAGAAAGCCACCUUCCCGAUCACCAGUUGGAAACAAAGCAACCGAAUUUGUAUAACGAACUCAGCUCUGUAUAUGUUUGCAUACCUCAAGGACGAUAUGGAACUAGAACUCACACAAUAGUGUUGGUCACUAAAUCCGGACAUAUGAAUGUAAUUGAGAUGACCCUCGUCGCGCCCAUCGACCCAGUGAACCCAAAAUGGACCAAAACUGAAUACCAAUUUGAUAUGGAACGGAAAUAA